CAUACAAAUCUCCACCACAAUUUUGUCCUUAUGGACCGUACAAGCAUGGACAAACGAUAUAGAUUUUUCUGCAACAUCCUUGUAUAUAUAUAACCUUCUACCCAAAACUGCAAGCAUACACAUAUACACCUACCAUUAGCAUAGUAGAUUACUUCAACUUUGCCAUAUUUAAAAGCUUGGCACCACAACCAUGUCUUCCAUUAACUCCGAUGACUUGCACCGGAUUUUCGAGAAGUUUGACAGAAAUGGUGAUGGCCUUGUGAGCUUAGAUGAGCUUAAAUGUCUUCUUGAGAAAAUUGGUGUCCACCCCAGCAGCCUAGACGAGCUCGAGUCAUUGGUGGGCAAAAAAAGCCUUGACAUUAUUGAUUUCAUGUUCUUCUAUGAAACUAUCAUGGAGAAGAACAUGGAAACAGGCAAGGAGGAGGAUAUCAACAACUUGGACAGUGAUCUUGUUGAGGCUUUCAGGGUUUAUGAUUUGGAUGGAGAUGGGUUCAUUUCUUGCGAUGAGCUUCAGAGCGUGUUGGCGAGAUUAGAAUUGUGGGACGAGCAUUGUGGGAAGGAUUGUAAGAGUAUGAUCAACUUUUAUGAUGCAAACUCUGAUGGGGUGUUGGAUUUUGAAGAGUUCAAGAACAUGAUGCAGAUUACCAAUCCUUAAGAUUUCUCUUUUGUACAAACAAUUACUAUCUGGGAUUAAAUUUUUUACAACCUAGCAGAUUUCACACUUGAGGAGGAGUUAGGAGCCGAGGAGCCCACCCAUU
This is a messenger RNA of Ilex paraguariensis (yerba mate), 758 nucleotides long. NCBI's taxonomy places the organism in Eukaryota, Viridiplantae, Streptophyta, Magnoliopsida, Aquifoliales, Aquifoliaceae. The record is from the annotation of a GenBank genome assembly.